AUGUUGCAGUCCAUGUUCAAGUCUCCCGUGGUGCCGGGUCUUGUCACGGCUGCACUGUUCGUGACGCUUUACUGGACCAAGGCCAACAAGAGCUCUGCGAAGUCCAAAGGUGACAAGGUCAAGUACGCCGUCAUCCUGCCGGGCACCCUGCCUGUGCUCGGUAACGCCGUCGAGCUGGCGGCCAACGCACCGCGCAUGCACGACUGGCUGGCCGACCAGUUCGCUGCUACGAAUGGCGAGGCAUUCAUCGUACGGCUUCCUGGUAAGGACGACAUGAUGUUCAUCGCCAAGCCAGAGCACCUGGAAGCCGUGCUUAAAACGCAGUUCGAUAUCUUCCCAAAGAGCGAAUACAUCCACGACGUCUUCUGCGAUAUACUGGGCGACGGUAUCGUAGUGACGAAUGGAGAGACCUGGAAGCGGCAGCGUAAUGUCGUCGUCGGACUUUUCAGCGCCCGUGCGUUGCGUGAGCACAUGACGCCGCUUGUCCAGAAGUACACAGUGCAGCUGGUAGAUAUUUUGACGGACGCGGCGGCCACGAACACGCCGUUGGACGUGUUCGACCUGCUGCACCGAUACACGUUCGACGUGUUCGGCGAAAUCGGCUUCGGCGCCAAAAUGGGCUCCAUGGACGGAGCUUUCCAGCCGUUCGCAGAGGCGAUGGAUGAGGCUCAAUUUCUGGCCGGAAAGCGCUUCAAACAGCCCAUGUGGUACUGGAAACUGCGUCGCUGGCUGAACGUUGGUGACGAAAAGAAACUCAAGGAGAACGUGCGCGUGAUCGACGAGCACUUGAUAGGCAUCAUCGCUGACGCCAUUGAGCGUCGUCGUCUUCGUGUUGAAGAGAAGAAGGCCGGUCGUCCUGCCGCACUUGCCGAUAAGGACAUCGUGUCCAUUGUGCUAGACAACAUGGAGUCUCGUGGGAUGCCAGUAGACCCCGUCGAGGUCCGCAACAUCGCCGUCGCGUCAAUUAUCGCCGGUCGCGAUACGACUGCCGACUGUAUGGGAUGGCUGUUCCACAUGCUCAGCCAGAACCCGAACGCAGAGACGAAGCUGCGAGCAGAGCUCCUUUCCAAGAUCCCCAAACUCGGUACUGACCGGCACUACACUCCGACAGUGGAGGAUAUCAACAAGGUGCCGUACCUGGAGGCUUGCAUCCGCGAACUCCUGCGUCUGUACCCGCCUGGUCCGUUGAUCACCACGCAUUGUAUCAAAGACACCGUCUUCCCGGACGGUACGUUCGUGCCAGCGAAUACAGACAUCGGUAUUGCGCUCUUCUCCUGCGGACGUCUCACCAGUGUCUGGGGCGAAGACGCGCUUGAGUUCAAGCCGGAUCGCUUCAUCGACAGCGAGACGAGUGACAUCAUCCCGAUGACUGCGACCAAGUUCGCAGCAUUCAGCGCUGGCCCGCGUAUCUGCGUCGGCCAGACCCUGGCAUUUAUCGAAACCAAGAUUGUGAUCGCCAGCAUUGUCGCCCGCUUCGAAAUGACCCCCGAACCUGGUCAGAAUGUCGCCUACACGCAGGGUAUUUCCUUGGGCAUGAUGGACCCUCUCAUGAUGCGUCUCAAGUCGGUUUAA
Molecule: messenger RNA, 1572 nt
Organism: Phytophthora infestans T30-4
Lineage: Eukaryota; Oomycota; Peronosporomycetes; Peronosporales; Peronosporaceae
Product: cytochrome P450, putative
Exons: 1
Coding region: 1-1572 (523 amino acids)
Molecular function (GO): iron ion binding; heme binding; monooxygenase activity
Source: RefSeq, a predicted model, not a curated record